This is a messenger RNA of Myripristis murdjan (pinecone soldierfish), 2521 nucleotides long. RefSeq names its product interleukin 6 receptor (gene il6r). Gene Ontology annotation, cellular component: membrane; external side of plasma membrane. Gene Ontology annotation, biological process: cytokine-mediated signaling pathway; immunoglobulin mediated immune response. The record is from RefSeq and is a predicted model, not a curated record. The coding region runs from base 156 to 2045 and encodes 629 amino acids. NCBI's taxonomy places the organism in Eukaryota, Metazoa, Chordata, Actinopteri, Holocentriformes, Holocentridae. Gene Ontology annotation, molecular function: protein binding; cytokine receptor activity. The transcript is spliced from 12 exons.
CAGUUCCCUCUGUGCCGGACAGCUGUCACGUGAAACUUGGAUGGAGUCGCAGCGCUUUCUGUGGCCGCCGCGAAGUCCAGAGCUGUUGGCGUGUGUGACCGCUGAGCACGAGCAGGCGAUGAGUCGGUGAGGGGGGAUUCACGGGGCAUCCAGAGAUGCGGAGUUUUCUGCUGUUGCUGUCUGCUCUGUGCGCCCUCAGAGUCCACUGCCUCUUCGAGGGAACCUGUCUGAGAAAAGACCCUCCGCCUGGUGUCCUGGUGUUACCUCCGGGCAGUGGGUUGGUGCUGACCUGCAGGGGUCAGGCAAAGGUGGAUGGAAUAAAGGUCACCAUAACAACAGAGAGCUCAAACACCAACAGAGAAAAGAGUUCUCUGCAUGCAACACCAGCUAACGUUAGCGGCCGAGACCGUAUCGGACACAGUGGUGACCAUUUGGUGAAAAGAGACAUACAUGGCUUAGAGGAUCCUCUAAGUGAAGGAUGCUACACCCAUUCGAAUGAGGCAGGAGUCAACACAGUGACUGGAGAGAAAAGAGAAACAGUAACAAAGAACGAGCGUAAAACACCAGAGAUCCAUCAACUCACAUAUACAGACAGAGGACACACAGUCCCCUCCGCUACUCCAACACUCCAGCCAACUAGUGCAAGCAGACCGGUGGAGGAUGAAUAUGACUGGCAGGGAGAAGAGACCGGCCGUGAGGAUGACUACGAGGAGGGGAGCAGGGUAACCAGGGGCCUGAGAAUGAGGCCGCAGUGGAAAUGGAACGGGAGGACGCUGCAGCCCGGAGAGAGCAACCGUGGAGAAAUCCUGUUUGAGAGGCAAGGGAAAGCAUUGUUUCUGCCUUCAGUAAGAGCCACAGACUCUGGGAAGUACAGCUGUCAUAGCAGGGGCAGAGUGCUCUCCUCAUUUAAAGUGGUGGUGGCAGAUCCUCCUGAGCGCCCCAGGCUGUCCUGCUACAAGAAGUCACCCAGCAGUAAGAUUCGCUGUCACUGGUCACCCCAGCAGCCGGUCUCCAUGCAGCCUUCCUGCUACAUCCUCCUCAGUAAAGGGAUGUCAUUGCCCUUCUCUCGUCACGAGUGCUCCUACUCACCCCGGCUGUCUCGCUGUUGGUGUGCUCUGGACCACGAAGAGGAGGAGCUGAGGUUGCUGUACAUGGUCUACCUGUGUGUCACAAGUGCUGCAGGAAAUGCCACCAGCGCUCCACUGGAGUUCAUACCCUGGCACAUUUUGAAGCCAGACCCUCCGUCAGGAGUGGCAGUCCGACAGGAGGAGGGCCAGGAGAAAAGGCUGAUUGUCACCUGGGGUUACCCUUCCUCCUGGAAGUCUCAAGACAGCUUUUAUCGCCUCAUCUUUGAGAUCCGCUACCAGCCCAUCCAGUCCUUAGGGCUGAAUGGAUCACAGCAUGAGGCCAAAGACAAAGACCAGCAUUACUUGAUCAUCGAUGCACUUCCUGGUGUGGAGUACAUGAUACAGGUCCGGACUAAAGAUGAAUAUGAUGGUCUCUGGAGUGACUGGAGUGAACCUGUCUACGGCCGCAGUUGGACAGCUCUUAGGCCAACAGUGUCUGAUGAUCCGUCUACCACAAUGACUCCAGUCUACGACGAUGAUGAAGUAUCAGGUGACGGCAUGGUCAGUGGCAUAGUGGUUGUUGAUCCACCUGGCAAUGAAGAUGAAGGGGAGGUGUGGCAGGUCGUCCUGUGGAUCUGUGGUUCAUUUGUGCUCCUGUCACUCCUUUUGGCUCCUUUCAUAUUCAGACACAAAGACAGGCUUGUAUCUAAACUUCAAAGUCUAAGUGUCGCCACCCAAUGCAGCGACUGCUCUCAUCCUCCACCCACUGCUCCCACACCCCGAGAGGGGCAGGCCCUGGUGACCUUUGGCCCUCCACGUUACAAAGAACCCUUACCAAAUGAAGCGGAAGAAGAGGAAGAAGAGGAAGAAGAGGAAGAAGAGGAAGAAGAAAAAGAGGAAAACGAGAUGGCAGAGGAGAGGAGGGAAGCCAUGCACUUCAACAACACAAGUUAUUUCUUGGUCCAGAGAGAAUGCUAAUGUACAGAAAAUGGCUGAAAGUGACUCUGCUUCAUUUUUCACAUCAGUGCCAUUGUUGCCAACAAAGGACAAUGAGACCCAAACUAUUAUCAGCCCUCCUGUUGUUUUACAUUGACAGCAAUCUCAGAAAGCAGCUUUAAAGCUCCUUAUCUCCAUCUCUCUCUCUCUCUACCUCUCUUAAUCUCACUCACUUGAAAUACCUCUGAAAAACUCGCUUUUUUGGUUGUUUUUGUCCAAAGAACAGCCAAGAAAACAUUUAAGCUAUUCCACUGUGUGUCUAUGUCAUUUUACAAUUAAAUAGUGUCAAUCAAUUGCAUAGACAUAUGUUUUUUAAGUUUCCUUUUUAUUUGUAUAUCAUUUUGUUGGGGCUACUCAAAUAAAAUGUCAUCACACACCUGCUCUCUCAUUGUUCUUGCAUUUUCUUUACAAGUUAACAGGAAAUAUACAGUCUAACAUACUAGUCAUCCUUGAAAUCU